This is a messenger RNA of Schistocerca nitens (vagrant locust), 648 nucleotides long. RefSeq names its product piggyBac transposable element-derived protein 2-like. NCBI's taxonomy places the organism in Eukaryota, Metazoa, Arthropoda, Insecta, Orthoptera, Acrididae. Gene Ontology annotation, molecular function: sequence-specific DNA binding. The coding region runs from base 1 to 648 and encodes 215 amino acids. The record is from RefSeq and is a predicted model, not a curated record. The transcript has 2 exons.
AUGGAUACUAUUAUUGAACAAAGCGAAAUCUAUACUUGCCAACAUAACAAAAUAAAUUUUCUGCUAACCAAAGAAGAACUAAAAUCGUUUAUUGGCAUACUACUUCUGAGUGGUUAUCAUAAGCUUUCCCAUGAGAAUAUGUACUGGGUACAGGCUCCUGAUGUCAGUGUUCCUUUAGUCUUCAAAUCCAUGUCAAGAAAUAGGUUUCAGGAAAUAAAGAGAUUCAUUCAUCUCAAUGACAACUCCAAACUAGACAGAAACGACAAGAUGUACAAACUGAGGUUGUACUUUGAAAUGCUGAAAAAGGAAUUUGGUAAAUUUGGGGUAUUUUCUUCAGAACUCUCAAUUGAUGAAAUGAUGGUACGUUACUAUGGCAAACAUUCAGCUAAAAUGUUUCUGACGAUUGACAACAAACAGGAGCCUUUAGGUGCAAGGGUAAUAAAUGAACUAACCAGCAUGAUUCCAGAAUCAGAGUAUCUGAAUUAUAAGCUUUUCUUUGACAACUUGUUCAACAGUGAUGACACACAGAUCACACUCGGAACGAGUAAAAUGAAUGUUACAGGAACAAUAAGAGAGGUCCGAACUAAUGCAUGUCCUUUGAUUGACCUUGAAAAGAAUGGCAAAAGAAAAGGAAUGAGGAUUCUAUGA